AUGUCACAGUUCAUGGAGACGGCAGCGGUGGACUCUGCUCGGGCAGAGCAUGGUGCACUUCUCCUCAGGGAGCUGGACAGGAUGAGAGCCACUGAGGAGCUCACUGAUGUGGUGCUGGUAGCGGAAGGAGUUUCCUUUCCUUGCCACAAGGUGGUGUUGUCUGCGUUCAGCCCAUAUUUUCAGGCCAUGUUUACAUGUGGUCUGAAGGAGACACGAGGAGGAGAGGUUCCUCUCAGAGACACCCCGGCCCAGAGUCUGGACCUACUGUUGGACUACAUGUACAAAGCUGAACUCCCUUUGUCCAAUGAAAACAUCCAAGGAGUGGCUGCGGCAGCGUUUCUGCUUCAUAUAGAUGGGGCCUUCAGGUUGUGUCAAAGCCACAUGGAGGCUCGUAUAGACCCCUCCAACUGUAUUGGUCUGUACCACUGGGCCAGAAGCCUGGGGGCCACGAGCCUGGCUGACUCCACCUUGAGGUACCUCUUCCAGCACUUUGCACAGGUUUGUGAAGAAGAAGAGGUGCUGGAACUGGAUGCUGAAAGUCUUGGGCAUCUCUUGGGUUCAGAUGAGCUCAACAUAUCCCAGGAGGAGGUUGUGUUGGAGCUAGUUCUGCGCUGGGUGGAGAGACGAAGGGGGGACUCUCAGAGCGAAGCCCAGGCUGUGGAGCUGCUCAGGCGAGUGCGUCUGGAACUUGUAGAUCCUGGGUUCCUCCGUAAAGCAAGGAGGAGAAACCCGGUAUUGCUGCGGGAUGCUGAGUGCUUUGGGAUGAUUGAUGCUGCCCUCCAGACUUCAGGUCUUUGUGAGACUUCAGCUCCACCUCGACCAUCUCUCCGUUAUGGCAUGGAGACCACUGACCUGCUGCUCUGCUUAGGUGGGGUGAAUGAAGAAGGGGUCCCUGCUCGGCGUGGGGGUCUCGCUGAUCUUAGUUUUUGCUUUUCCCCACAUGGAAGAAAGACUUACUACAUCCCCUCUCCACUGAGGGGCUGUAAAAGUGCAGGCCAGGUCACGGCGGGGGGAGUGACUCGAGAUAACAACAUUGUUGUGUCCAUAGAAACAGAGGAUGAAAACAGAGCAAAAAGGAUAGACUUUUACAGGUAUGAUGGCUCGGAGGAAAGCAGCUGGGUCGGGCUGUGCUCAGCAGCCUACAGAGACAUGUAUGCUUUAGGCGUGCUGGGUGAUGCCCUCUAUAUAAUCGGCGGUCAGAUGAAAGUUCGCAAUCACUACGUCAUCACAGACAGUGUGGAGAGAUGGUCGCUGAAGAGAGGAGGCAGCUGGCUCAGCUUUGCUCCUCUCCCUCUGCCGUUAGCCUGCCACUGCACCGUCACCCUGAAGGACUAUCUUUAUGUGCUGGGGGGCUGGACACCACAGUACCUGCCUGAUGAUGAGCCAGACAAACUGAAUAACCGUGUGUUUCGCUUUGACCCUGGAAAGGACAGCUGGACAGAGUGCUCCAGCAUGAAGUACUCCAGGUAUCGCUGUGGAUCAGCUGUCCUCAAUGGGGAGAUAUACAUGAUAGGUGGUAUAGGAUGUGAUGGAGAGGACCGUGGACAGUCACGUCGCUGUCUGAGCACUGUGGAAGUCUAUAACCCAGACACAGACACAUGGAGGCCAGGACCAGCCCUGCCUACGUCAUUACUGUCCCUCCGAACCAACGCAUCUAAUAUAGGAGUAGUGGAGGGCAAGCUGUACCUGUGUGGAUUUUACAAGGGGGCGGGCCGUCAUGAGAUCAUCACCAAGGAGAUUCUGGAGUUGGACCCAGCAGACAAUGUGUGGACGGUGGUGGAAAGACGACCAGCCAUGCAUGACAGCUAUGAUGUGUGUCUGGUGGCCAGCCUCAAUCCUCGAGACCUGUUCACGCCCUGAUUAAACGCCUCCUGACUCUGAACAAAUAGUUCUUUAAUACUGAAUUUGUUUAUCUGAUGUUAAACCAACUUACAACAGUUAAGCGGAAUCCUGAAUUUAUCAUAAUCAUUAUCAUCAUUUCCUAAUAUGCAGUCUGGUUAGGCAGUAAUAAUCAGUCUUAUUCUUGCCAUAAAAAUGAUAAAUAUAUGUAUAGUCUGUCUAACUGUAUUGUGGUUGUGUGACCUUUGUUUUCAUGGAGCUGGUGAGGUUUUGACCCUUAUGUAAAUUAAAAUGUUAUGUUUCUUGAUCAUUUGCAGCCUCUGUUAAUUGUUAAGGAUCUGAAUUAACCUUCAAAGACUGAGAAAAUAGUCUGUGGCUAAAAUGUCUUUUUCUCAUAAAUAAACCAUUUGUCCUGCCCAUAAUCUUUAAGAAUUUAGGUA
Sphaeramia orbicularis (orbiculate cardinalfish) is the source of this 2279-nucleotide messenger RNA. Its product is annotated as kelch repeat and BTB domain-containing protein 12-like. The coding region runs from base 1 to 1860 and encodes 619 amino acids. Gene Ontology annotation, molecular function: protein binding. Lineage: Eukaryota; Metazoa; Chordata; Actinopteri; Kurtiformes; Apogonidae. The record is from RefSeq and is a predicted model, not a curated record. The transcript is spliced from 9 exons.